Molecule: messenger RNA, 904 nt
Organism: Psylliodes chrysocephalus
Lineage: Eukaryota; Metazoa; Arthropoda; Insecta; Coleoptera; Chrysomelidae
Source: the annotation of a GenBank genome assembly
UCGGUGUAAGUUCAAAUUCACUGAUACCAUCAUCUCGUAGUGAAAAACUGAACAUGUUUGGUGUGGUAAAUGUGGUUUCAAUCAAAUUAUAAACGCGUUGUUUACAUUUGGUUCGCCUAGAAGUAACAUUGAAGCAGAAUAAGAGAAGAAUUUAAAUUUUUAUAAUGGCACCAAGUUACAAAUUGCUAUAUUUCAAUUUUACCGGAAGAGGAGAACCACUUAGGCUGCUUUUGGCUUAUGGAGGAAUCCCUUUCGAGGACAACAGAUUUGAAUGGGAUGACUGGCCAAAAAUAAAACCAACCACACCUAUUGGACAAGUUCCAGUCCUGGAAAUUGAUGGAGUAAAAUACACUCAAACUACACCACUUUGCAGAUAUUUAGCACGAGUGCUCAAGCUCGAUGGCAAAGAUAUGUUAGAAGAUUUGGCUAUAGAAACCGCUGUUGAAAUGCUUUGGGAUAUACUUAAAACUGCUUAUGAACGCAAAUUUGAACCUGAAGAAGAAAGAAAGAAGCAAAUAUUGGAUAAACUGCAUGGCCAAAUGACCGUGUUGUUAGGAAAACUUGACGAGGAUACCAAGAAAAAUGGAUACAUUGCAUUAAACAGGAUAACUUGGGCUGAUUUGAUAUUCCUUUGUGUGUACGAAGACUUGCAAAACUUUUUGGCAGGUGAAGAUCCGUUCAAGAAAUACCCCAAUCUGGAAAACCUGAAGAAUAAGCUCCUUAAAAAUAAAAAUCUUCAGGAAUAUCUCCUGAAAAGACCCUCCAACACCGUCAAUACUGCUUACGACUUGAAAAGUGAUAUAUAAAUUGUGAAUAAUAUGAACAAGUUUGAUUUGUUUAAAUAAAUAUCUAAAUGUCUUAACGGUUGUUGAUUAUUUUUAAGAUUUAUUAAUUUUUUGUCCAA